This is a messenger RNA of Ruditapes philippinarum (Manila clam), 2542 nucleotides long. RefSeq lists its product as uncharacterized. Bases 1 to 2052 code for a protein of 683 amino acids. Lineage: Eukaryota; Metazoa; Mollusca; Bivalvia; Venerida; Veneridae. Gene Ontology annotation, biological process: negative regulation of gene expression. Gene Ontology annotation, cellular component: nucleus; cytoplasm. Gene Ontology annotation, molecular function: transcription corepressor activity. The record is from RefSeq and is a predicted model, not a curated record. The transcript has 5 exons.
AUGUAUAAUUCUGUAGGAUUUUCAGCAAGUUCUUUAGACUGGAAGACUGCAUCAAACCAUUCACCAAAGACAAGACUGUGUCUGAAUAUUACACUUGCUGGAUGUAAACAUAGUGACAUUAAGAGGGCCAAGGAUGACAUCACACAGUAUAUAGAAGGAAUAGAAUAUAAUGAUAUAGAUCCUGACAUGAUUUUGGACCUAGUUUCUGCAGAACUGAACCCAGGCAUUGCAAAGCAUUUAGUACACAGAGAUCCAAAUAAUUUCCAAAAAUGGAGGAAAGAGUUAUCCAAAUUUUUUAAUGUUUAUUUUUGGAUAAACAAAGGUAUUCCAAAGAUAGAGAUUUGGGGAUCUUUUGACAGCAUACUACAAACUGAGCAGUACUUUGAGAAUGAAUUUCCAAUGUCACCAUUAAAGAGUGAAAUAGCCCUCCUAGAAAUCCAUGAUCAGCACUAUGAGCAACCCAAGUGGGUUACACUGACAAUAACUGCAUCAGCGGAAGAAAUUGCAUGUAUUAAAAAGUUUUUGAACAAUGAGGUUGAAAGUCUGAAAUCAAACAAGGAUCUUCGAAACCUAAAUAUGUUUGAGGACAGACUGACAGUCAUGUGUGCACCUUCUUUCCAGUCUGAAGCAAAAUCAAAGAUGCAAGAAAUGAUUGAUGAAGUAAAGAAGUUACCAAGCCAAAAUGUCAAUCUAGGUUCAAAAAAGGAAGAAGAUUUUGUUUUGAAAAUGGAUUUUCAAGAUAGCAUAUUGUGCUUACCAGUAUCAAAUGAAAAACAUCAUUCAAUCAAAGUAAUUGGUAAAGACAAAGUAUUGGUAAAAGGAGCAUGUCAAAAGAUAAAGCUGAACAGUGAGCAAGGAAAGUGUAGGCAGAUGGAUGUUUCCUUUGAGUUUGAAAAAGCGACCUUCAAAUUCAAGAAACUUGAAAUGACUGUCCUUUGCCAUGACAUAACAAAUAUUGUGGUGGAUUGCAUUGUAUCUCCUGUGAAUAAGGUAGUGUCCACUGAGACAGGUGUUGCAAAAUCCAUAGCUAAAAAGGCUGGGAAGUGUUAUAAAGGGCAAUGCAAAGCCAUUGGUGAUAAAAGGACACUUUAUUUAACAGAAUGUGUUGAAACAGAAUCAGGACUGUUGCAAAAAUGCAAAUAUGUGAUACAUGUCUAUAGCCCACUACGGUGUGAAGCAAACAGACUGAAUGAACAGCUUUUAGACAUUGAAUAUUCAGUAACAAACUGUCUUAAAAAGGCAGAUCAGUUGCGAAUGACUUCAAUAGCAAUUCCAUUUCUUGGUACAGGGACAAGUAACUUUCCAAUAGAUCAUUGCGCAAUACAAUACUUUAGAGCUGUUGAUGCCUUUAAAGAUGCUGAAACCUUAAAGAAAGUUAUGUUAGUUGAUAUCAGUCAAGAGAAAGUCACCAAGGUUUGUUCUAAGAUUUCAAAAUGUAUAAGCAUGAGUGCUAACAUCUUGUCAGAUGCAGUAUUAGCUGUCAAGGCUUCCAAGUCACUUGUCAGAUACCACUUUGCACAUAAACUGAUGCAAGAAGUUGAUACAGAUGCAGUAGUCAUGAAAGUAGAUGAGAACCUAAAUGGUCAUGGGGAAGAUGUGGAACUUAUUCUAGCCCGUGCAACUCAAAGGUUUAAAGAUGUGUACAAGGAGCAAUGUAGAAUAUCACAUACUUGCACCACUGUUGUUCCAAUACAAGCUGAUCUGGAAGGACUUAGAUGGAAAUUUGUCUUUUUUGCUGUUAUCCCAGUUUUGAAAGAUGAUCCUGUAAAUUAUGAGAAUUACCUCAAUAUCACAGUUCAACACAUUCUUCAGUAUGCAUCUGAACAAGAUAUUUCAGACAUAACACUACCUAUCUUAAGCUGUGAAGAUGAUCCUACUUCAUUAGAUUUAUGCUGCAAAGCAAUGGUCAGUUCUGUGUUACGUUUUGGACAUCAAACCAAAAGAAAACUCGAACGUAUACAGUUCCUUUCUAGAGAUAGCAAAGCAUUAACAACAUUGAUGCUUGCAAUGUUAGAACAGCUUGAAAAUGGUAAAAUAAAAGUUGCUUAUUAAUUCUGUUUGAAAAUGGAGUUGCUGCUGAAACAGUGAGGACAAUAUCAUGCUAGGAUAUGUUGAAUUUGGACUAACAGAGAACAAGACUUUAUUACACAGUGUAAAACUUCCAACAAAUUUAAUUAAUAUCAUUAGGAGUUUAUGUGAUGCCAUCAACUCAACAAAUUCAACAAUACUAUUAGAAUAUUAUUAAACAGUGGAGUGACAUUGCAUUUCUAAAUGUUUAAAUGAAAUUGUGUAUGUUUCAUUAUGGACCAUUUGUAUAUUAUGUAAUAGUUCAUAAUUUGUUAUUAAAAUAACAUUUGUUUUGGUUUUAAAAGUAUAGAUACUAUGUCUUAUGAACUUAAAUUGUUUUGUUUGUUUAUUUGUUUGUUUUUUACCUUUGUAUUGUUCUUUUUUAGCAAAGCAAAACUAUGCAAAGACAAAUUAGACAGAAAUUUGUAAGAACUUGUAUAUGUAUUUAUAUUUGAAAAUGAUUUAUGAAAACCUA